Lecanosticta acicola is the source of this 4284-nucleotide messenger RNA. The record is from the annotation of a GenBank genome assembly. NCBI's taxonomy places the organism in Eukaryota, Fungi, Ascomycota, Dothideomycetes, Mycosphaerellales, Mycosphaerellaceae.
AUGUUCUCUGGGAAACCUCGACCGGUGCCUUCGAAGGCAGCCCUCCGUACUCUCUACCAACUCGCAUAUAUAUCCUCUGGAACGGCGGUAGGGAUUGCGACCCUGUGCGCAGAAGAGAAGAGGCGGCGUUCGCAGAUUCUGCAGAGGAUAGCGGAUAACGCGAAACGGAUAAGGGGGAGUCCUCGGUAUGUUGGGAAUGUUGCUUCUGCGGAUGAUGGACAACUACGGCGGCGAAGGAGGAAGAGUGUGAAGAGUGAGGAAUUGCCUUCGCUGGUUGAGGAGGGUUAUGUGCAGCUAUCACAGAAAGAAGAGAAGCGGAAGUGGAAGAAGAGGAGGAGGGAUCCGGAGGCGGUUGUCGUGGAUGAGGAGCAGGAUCAAGAGCGUAGGCUACGGCCAGAGAGCCGAGGACAGAAGCAGCUGUAUGGUCAGUGUGCUACUGCAGCACCCACAUUACAGAAGCCGGAGCAGAAAAUGCGCAUACAUAAAGUGACGUUGGGUCCCCCACGCGUCGGAUCGCUCUUACAGAACCAAGCUGUAGCAGACUCCUCGCCCGAUGUUCCCAAGCGCAGGCCACAAUUUGUGAUACCGGAAAUCGCAGCUGUCGCCGAGUCGCAAGAGAUGCGACACAACUUAGGAGAGGAUGUUACCUGCCAUUCACGCCUGGUACAUUCCGACGUAGACCAGUUCCUCCGGAUGAGUCCAUGGACCACCACUGGCGACCAGGCCGUGGAGCAGCAGAUUUGCAGUGCAUUACUCUCUCUUGCUGCAAAAAGAGGGAUGUGGGCGCAUGUCAAUUGGUUAUAUGGAUGGAAGCUUCGGACUAGGAGUUUGACGCAGAACGAUAUACGGAUCCUGUCAGAAUGCUGCCUUACUCUUCCUGAGAACGCCGACCACCAGGAGGUCUUCAUCCUUUUCUGCGACAUUCUUAAUUCUGAAAGCUUUUCGCGAUACGCGGCUCAGUUUCAGCUGUCUACCGCCAUGAGAGUCGCGACCGAGGUAAUCGAUUGGGAUCUGGAUUUGCCUCGAAUCUCCCGAGUUCAGAAAUUGAUGAGGACGGCGCGUAAAUCAAGCGACGAGCAGGAAAUGCAUGAAGCGCUUGCAAAACAUUGCCAGAGGCUUGUUGACCUUGGCGAGCCGGGACGUGCUUGGAAGCUGAUGUUUUAUCAAGGCAGGGAUUUUACAACACCACAAGAUCUGGAAGAGAAGAUUUUUCAAUCCGCACUCCAUCUUGGUGAUCUCUCUUGCUGUUGCAGAGUGCUGAAAGCCAAGCUGGAUAAGUCGAAACCUGCUGCAUUCCGUAGAGAUACCGCAUCUCGCAACGAAUAUUUACACCUUCUAGAGGAGUUUGUUCUUGCUUGCAACGAGAGAGGCGAGCAUACACAGAUUGAGAGGCUAAUGCCUGCCUCAGGCCUCGAUAGCGAUUGGAGGGGAAGGAGGAACAUGAAAAUACUUAGGGCACUAACGCCUGACCUCAGUGCGCCGGCAAAAGCUGCAUUGGCGAUAGCCAUAACACAGCAGGAUCGCUUAAUCAGUGAGUGGUUUGACGAACUUUAUUCGCAACUGCCACAAGACUUGAGGGCCCCCGUCGAAAGAGCUCGCACCGUCGGGAGAAUUGAGCGCACCUGGAUCUCUACGGGCGACUUCGAUGCCGUCUGUAGUGAGCACGAGUCGGGCGUGGAGUUCGCCGCUCGGGCUAGCAAUAGCGAGGCUCGACUUCAGAGCAAUCUGGCCAUGGCCAAGAUUUGCAACCGCGCGAAUAGAUCUGAGCGCGCGAUAGAAUUACUCUCACGCGCUGCUAAGGAACAUUUGGACUCCAGCGGGAGUGCGUCGGGCAUUGCAGUAGUGCUUGCUAGACAGGGCGCUUGGAAAGAACUCUUUCAUCUCCUCGGAAUACUCGAGAAGAGAACAGCUCUGGGUUUCAACAGGACUGCAAUGUCGGAUUUCAACGCCAUGAUAUACUUCUAUUCGCUGAAGCACACGGCUCCAGAGACCUGGAAGCUUGUUACCGAGCUCGCCAGGACAAUAGAUUUCCGGCCCAACCACGCCACAACUCAAAUCGUACUCGAGGCUUUCGUCUCCAAGGGAUCGAUGGACCUUAUCCCUCACUGGCUCUCUAGCAUGGAUCAGCUGGGCUGUCGUUUCGAAUUUAAGGCUCACAGUGCUGCACGUCUGCUGACUACAUUCUACCGCCAAUAUCGCCCUCCGCAUUCGUUGCUCAUGUGGUUUUGUCGCAGUUUGACGCGUCUCGUGCCGGCUUUUACAGCAGGUGAUUUCGCCGGGAUCUUGCAAGAGGCUGCAGGCUAUGACAUGCGACAUCAAAAGACCGGAUUGCAACAGAAAGCAAAGCAGAACCUGGGGAGACUUAGCAGGAUGACGACAAAUGUGCCGGCGCCGGUGCAAUGGAAAGGGUUGCAUGAGGCGCACGGCGGCAACUCCUUGGUUGCACCGACGACGGGGCAGCUGAAAGCUAAUAGCGUCACGAAUGCUACUGCCAGAGGUACGGAUCAAAAGGUGCUUCACACAUAUAAAGGCAAGGCGUACCAGCCCUUCGGAAGUCCAGUUGUGUCUGAGACUACUGAAUCUUUGGCGGACAGCACCGAGCCAUCUUUGCCCUCAAAAGACGAAAGGCUGUACACAGCAAGUAAGGACAGUGAGGAUGCCAACGUGGAAAGUGAUAAAGGCUGCCAAGUUCCGAGUGGUCAAUUGACGGCGGCAACAACAACAACAGACGGAUUAGAUGUGGCUAUUUCGUCAGAGUCACCACAGCUUACAGAAUCCUGCUGUGGUGACAGAUCCCCUGGAGUCGCUGCAACCUCGACCGCUUCGAAUGAUCAUGCAUAUGGCUAUGAUGAGAUGGGCCUCAUGUCGAACGAAAAUCAAGACGAACUUCAGUUUACACCUCCCUUAGAAAUGGAAGAUUUUUCGCCUUCACGAACCGCCGUUUACGACGAAGAGCUGCAAAACGACGGAAUCGGAGACGUCGACCUGGAGGACUCUAUCACCAGUUUUAAUACGGAGAUCGGAAAAAGGCAAUUCGUGCGCAGCAUGAUAACAAAGCUUUCUCUUCGACAGUAUCAAGAAGUGAUCACGAUGUACUCUCGAUCGUGCUCUUCCUCCGGACUUCCCGUGUCUCUGCACGCACUGCAGGUUGCUGUGGAAGCCAGUCUGCGGCUCAAUGCCAGUGACAGUAUCGACGCGCAGCGCAUAGUAAAGGGAGCACGAGCCUCCGGCAUGAACGUGGGGCCCGCUGUGGCCCCUAUUCUUCUGCAUCAAAUCUGGCGCUUGAACCCAGCUCAGAGGAGGGACGUCAAUGAAGUUCGGGUAAGGGUGAUUGAAUACUAUCGGUUUCAUGGAGCCAACAAUCUUCCGGUUAGCCACUACCUGGGUGUCACCGCUGCAGACGUACUCAUCAGGCAUCAGCGUGCCGAAUAUGCCGUCAACUUGCUGAACGCCAUUCUCCGCUCCGAUUGGGCAAAGCAACAGUCCCUCGAUAUUGUCGCCAUGACUGUGUGGGUCAAGGGACUGAGGUUUUUGGCACGCCCAGGCAGCCAUCUCGUGCGCGAGCUUGUAAGGAUUGGCCAUGUCGUUCUAGACAAGGAAUUGAAAAUCACUCGGAGAUUUAUUGUCGAGUUGAAAGGCGCCUGCAAAGCGUUUGGCAUGCCCGGUGUGAGGAGACCGCGGGAACCGCUGCGUCCACUCAACUCCUUGUCAUCUAACGCCCGGAUUCUAUGGGGGUUGUACAAUCGCUGCAUCGAAGAAUGGAACCGUCAGAGGAGAGAGGCGAAGCUGAAAGGCGCGAAGCUGGUCAAAAUGAUCGCUCAGAGCGUGAGGGAUGCCGAACUCCCAAUUAUCGAGUCCUCAAAGCGGGGGGGCAUCGAAGAGGAGAUCUUUGGGCCCCCGGGUUCUCCAUGGUCCAAUGACUCCACCCAAGAAAGCCAUGUUAGGGACGAGGUCUUUAUCAACCCAAACACUCGCACCAAAGUCGCGCAGAACACCCUCCGCUCAAGCGCUACCUCCACGGAAGCUGCAUCCCAGAACUUCCUCGACGCGUUGAAGAAAAAGCCCGAAAUUCUCUUUGAGCAACCAGCCUCUCCGAUCGGGAGAGGGACGUCACGCAAGAAGCCGAGACGACGAGUCAUCGAACCGAAACCCGUGCCAUUGACGCCGAGGGAGAAACGUUCGCAUUUGAGAUUUUCCGGGGAUCACUAUAGGAGGUUUUUGAGGCAUAGGAUUCGGAUGCCAGAUGGGACGAUUGCUCGCUUCCGAUAUGAAGUGGCGGACUGA